GACGUCGUUUCUGCUGAGGAAGUGAAUCGAGUAUCAAUAAGAAAAUAUCAUUUCCAUCUCUCACAGAAAGAACUGCGAUUUGUUCAGGCAAAAAGAAUGGCUUUUUCUGCAUCCCUUCUACAAUUCAGUUGCGUUUCUCUUCUCCACAGUAAUCUGAAUAAUCCCUCUUCGUUACCUUUCUCUGGGUUCCCCAAAUCCCUCUUUGGUUGUGGUGUCUCCCUCAAACUCAAAGGGAGUUCAGUGUGUGGUAGAAGAAGAUUGAGAGGUGAGAGUGUCAGUGUUCGUGUGAAUGCUUCAUUGGUGGAGGCUCCAGUUUUGUGGGCUGGAAGAAUAUGCAUCUUCUAUGCCCUUCUUAAAGCUGGCUUGGCUGGAUCUCAAGCCAAUCCACUGGUCUCAGAUUUGGAAAUUGGGGAGAGUAAUGAUGAAUCUGAAGUUCCUUCUGGUGCUGCUGACUUGGGUUUCUCUAAAUGGGCCCACACCAUACUAGGAAAACCAGCAAAGGAAGCUGCUAAUGGAAGGAAAUUGGUUAGCAAAUGGCAUCCUACCACAAAGGGUACACUUAGAAGGAAUUAUAGAGUUCCAUCCAAGUCCGAAGGACGACGAGUUCUUAAAGCUAUUGCAUCUCUAUUAUCAGACGAUGACCACUUUGUUGAUGCUACUUCUCACAAGGGUUGCCAAAUCCGAAGGGAAAGUGCACAUGGAGAAAGUGUGUGUUGCAACAAUGUGAGAGCUCUUUUUGAUGAGCUUCCAACUCCACAUAUCAUUGUGGAAAUCACUCCUUUUCCUGCUGGACCCCUUACUGACAAGGAUUACAUUAAAGCUGAGAAACUUGAGAAGACUCUGAGAUCUAGUCCUUCUGUGUAAUGUGUCUAAGGUGUUCAUGUUUUCAUGUACAUAUAUUUGCUAGCUUGUAAAUACAGACAUGAUAAACAAAAAUUUCUAUGCUUUUGAACUCUUCAACAUUUUAUUUUGAAGUGAAUGAUGGUAACAAAUCAGAGCAUGAGUAUUUAUUUUCACAAGGCACCAGUUACUUCAGUGUCUUCAGUUAUCCUUCAA
Molecule: messenger RNA, 1056 nt
Organism: Vigna radiata var. radiata (mung bean)
Lineage: Eukaryota; Viridiplantae; Streptophyta; Magnoliopsida; Fabales; Fabaceae
Exons: 4
Coding region: 97-864 (255 amino acids)
Cellular component (GO): chloroplast envelope
Source: RefSeq, a predicted model, not a curated record